AUGGAAAGAGACAAUAAGACUUCGGUAACUCUAUUUUUUCUUCAUGGCCUUGCUGGCUACCCCAUCUUUCAUUUUAUUUUCUUCCUGUUAUGCCUUAUCAUGUACAUUAUAAUCCUGUUGGGCAACAGUUUCCUCAUUACAAUCAGCAUCCUGGACUCUCACCUCCAUACUCCCAUGUAUUUCUUUCUUGGUAAUCUCUCUUUUCUGGACAUCUGCUACACAUCUACUUCAGUUCCUCUGUCACUUGUGAACUUCCUUUCAGAGGAAAAAUCUAUUUCCUUCGUAGGAUGUGGACUACAAAUGUUCUUUUCCUUUGCCAUGGGGAGCACAGAGUGUGUGCUCCUGGCUGUCAUGGCAUAUGACCGGUAUGUGGCCAUUUGCAAGCCUCUGAGAUAUCCCAUCAUCAUGAACAAGGGGCUUUCUGUGAAGUUGGUGACCGGUUGCUGGAUGGCAGGUGGGUUGACUUCAGUGAUACAAACCACCCUGACUAUGCGGUUGUCAUUUUGUGGGAACAUCAUUGAUUAUCUCACAUGUGAGAUACUGGCUGUGUUGAAAUUGGCCUGUGAAGACAUCUCCCUCAAUGUGAUCGUAAUGAUGAUAUCAAAUAUCUUUAUGAUAGUGAUUCCAGUGGUAUUCAUAUUCCUCUCCUACUUUUUCAUCCUCUUUACCAUCCUGAGAAUCAAUUCUGUUGAGGGAAGGAAAAAAGCCUUUUCUACUUGCUCCUCCCAUCUGACUGUAGUGAUCAUGUUUUAUGGGACCAUCCUCUUCAUGUACAUGAAGCCCAAGUCCAAAGACUCCCAUGCAACAGACGAACUGAUUGCUCUCUUCUAUGCUGUGGCCAUUCCCAUGCUGAAUCCUAUCAUCUACAGUCUGAGGAACAAAGAUGUGAAAGCAGCUGUGAUAAAGCUCGGCAAAAAAAUCUUCUCACAGAGAACAUGA
Molecule: messenger RNA, 939 nt
Organism: Trichosurus vulpecula (common brushtail)
Lineage: Eukaryota; Metazoa; Chordata; Mammalia; Diprotodontia; Phalangeridae
Product: olfactory receptor 13D1-like
Exons: 1
Coding region: 1-939 (312 amino acids)
Biological process (GO): G protein-coupled receptor signaling pathway
Cellular component (GO): membrane
Molecular function (GO): olfactory receptor activity; G protein-coupled receptor activity
Source: RefSeq, a predicted model, not a curated record